CAAGGAAGGAAAUCUCGCGAGGUUGGAGUGCUGGUGGGAGCGCUAGUCGGACGCGGUUCCCGGUCCAGUGAUGGGGCCGAGCCCUGCGGACCCCCCAGUUGCCUACCGACUACCUCAGCCUUGUUCUAGGUCUGCUCGCUGAAGACGCCAAACAGGCGGAAGGACUCUGUCCCCUCGGGUGCCUAGGUCCCCGUUGGCAGAGGCUUUGAGUCUUGAUCGCCACAGCUCACGGCUGCGAGGGACUGAGACCAGAGUAUUCCUUUAGAAAUGAGUUGCACAAUUGAGAAGGCACUUGCUGAUGCCAAAGCUCUUGUUGAGAGACUGAGAGAUCAUGAUGAUGCAGCAGAAUCUCUGAUUGAGCAGACCACGGCUCUCAACAAGCGAGUAGAAGCAAUGAAGCAGUAUCAGGAAGAAAUUCAAGAACUUAAUGAAGUUGCAAGACAUCGGCCACGGUCUACAUUAGUUAUGGGAAUCCAGCAAGAAAACAGACAAAUCAGAGAAUUGCAACAAGAAAACAAAGAAUUACGUACAUCCUUGGAAGAACAUCAGUCUGCCUUGGAACUUAUAAUGAGCAAGUAUCGUGAACAAAUGUUUAGAUUGCUAAUGGCUAGCAAAAAAGAUGACCCGGGUAUAAUAAUGAAGUUAAAAGAGCAGCACUCAAAGAUUGACAUGGUACAUCGUAACAGCUCCGAAGGAUUCUUCCUUGAUGCAUCUCGACACAUCCUUGAAGCACCUCAACAUGGACUGGAGAGAAGGCACUUGGAAGCAAAUCAGAAUGUACACUAUAUAAAACAGUCAAUUUUGGGGGAAUUACAAGCACAUAUUGACCAGAUAACUGAAAUGGCAGCGGUAAUGAAGAAAGCCAUUGAAAUUGAUGAGCAACAGGGUUGUAAGGAACAGGAAAGAAUAUUUCAGCUUGAACAAGAAAACAAAGGCUUGAGAGAGAUCCUUCAAAUAACCCGAGAGUCGUUUCUGAACCUUAGAAAAGAUGAUGUAUCAGAAAAUACUUCCUUGUCAGCAUUAGUGACCAAUAGCGACCUGAGUCUGAGGAAGAGCUGAAGAGUCUGAGUUUCUUACAAGGCUCCAAAUGAUCCCUGGGACUGGUCUACUGACGCUAAUGAAUUAACAGGAAAAUCAAUCUCACGCUACUCUUUUUUCCCCUUUAAUAUGUACAGUGCACUGUAAAUGACAUUUUUAAGAGGUAGCAACAAAAAAUGCAUAGUUCAUGGUUAUAGACUUUAUUCCAAAAUACAGUUGAAAAGUAGAAACAAGAGUUUGUUAAUUGCUGAACAAAUUGAAGAUUUUUACAGUGACUGCUGAACAUUUCAAGAGCUUCCAGUAGUGCUGUUGGCUUUCCGGAUGAUACUUGGAAUAUUCCCAGUAAAUGUGUGGGAAUUCAUGAAGUUAUCCCAAUUUUAAAAUACACAUUUUGCCACAGUUUGGUGAGUGGAAGAUCAUCAUACUAAGUUUUAUCCUCCCUGUUUGGUGUCAAAGUUAACAAAUAGCUUAUGUACCAUGAGACUUUAGCUUUAAUGAUUGCCUAUCUACCUUCCCAUUAAUUUAAAUUCUUGUCCAAAAAAAAAAAAAUCAGUUUGAAAGGCUGUAGGAAUGUCUUAUAUACACCAUACACAAAAAAAGGUAAUUUAAUUUUAGCUAACUUACCAUAAUACUCAGCAAACAAUUGUCCAUAAUUGCUAAGCAUUUGAGAUAGCAUUUCAGGAAUGAAAGAGAAGAAAUACUACUUUCUAAGAAAGAAGAUCUUAUAAGAGACAUAUUUAGUAGGUUAAACUACUCUGAAAGAAUAAGUUUUGCUUUUAAAUCAUUAAUGAAGAGAUUUUUCUCUUAUGUGGUUGAUAUUUAAGGAUACUGUGUAGCUCAUUUAGCUAACAGUUGAAAUGUUUGAUAAAGCAAGCUAGGUAUGGUUAUUUCAAAGUAAGUUGGGAUAUCCUCUGCCUCAUAGAGUCCCUUUUUUAAAAGUAACUGUUAAGUGAGAUAGAAAAAGUAAAUUAAAAAAGUAAUUUCUGGAUCUAUUCUUAAAAGCACCCAUGUGGUCCUCAUAACCUAUGAGAUUUUUCUUAUAACUUUCCAGUUAAAGAGGGACAAAAAAAUCAAUGGAGUUAGGAAUAUUUGUUUUAUUUUUUUAAUAAAAUAUAUAUCCAGUAUGUAAAUUUUUAAAAGCCACCAAAAAUAGAAAUGUGCUUUAUCAAUUGAAAUGUAAUUUUUUUCUUAUUUUUGGUGAUUACAGAAUAAAAAGAUCAAAGAAGUGUCAGAUAUAAAUAUAUUAUGCUCAUUUAUAUUAAAUACAUAUUAAAAUUAGCAUAAUAGAAAAUUUACUUUUGAGUAUAAAUUUGUUAAAUAUUUACAUGGUAAUUUUUAUGUAUAAUUUCAUAUAUUGGUAAAAUUAAAAACUACUUUUCAGAAUUUUUCUAUCUUAAGUUUGGGGUAAGUGGGGUUGAUAGGGCUGAUUGAAUAGAAAAGGGCUAUUGACCCAAACAUUAAAUUGAUUUUUGUUCUCAUUCAGAGGCCUUAAUGUUUUAUAAAUAAAUGACAGUUUUUAUUUUUUAACUUUUCUAUUCAUUUUUGGGAAGGUAUUCCUUAAUUUGAUGGCACAUUCAUUCAUAUAGUUUUUAUCCCAAGUUAGAAUGAAAGAAAAUAAGCUACACAGUUGAGAUUGUCUGAGGCAGUUUGAGGCAGCUCUAUUAUAAAACAUUACUUGAUAAUUAUUUUUGUAAACCAAUAAGUUGAAUUAAUUUAUUCUUAGUCUUCUUACUUGGAUAUAAUUCUAAGAUCUUGCUAUUUAAAGACAUUUACUUUGUCAUAUAGAAACAGUUUUCCACCCCAUACUUUUUUGUUAAGCAGAACCUUACAUUUAUUCUGAAGGUGUGUAGUGCAUAGGAGCCUAUUUUAUCAAUAAAGAUGAGUGAUUAAAAUUGGUGUGCUCUCCAAGUUAAUUUGAAAAUAAUGCUGACAUUUAUUUUUAGGGUUUAUCUCUUCUUGGGGUUUUAAUGAUAUUUAAUAACAGGUAUCAAAUACAUCAAGGAGUGAACUUUAUACUAAAACAUUCUAUACAAAUGCUGCUAUGGAGAUAAGUAUGAAUAUUGAAUUUUUUUAGUAUUAUGUUCUUUGAAAUGGAUAACAACCUAGGACCUCAGAGAAUUAACUUGGAAAAAACAUGUUUUCAUUGCAUAAAAUUGUAACCCCCCCCCCCCCC
This is a messenger RNA of Myotis brandtii (Brandt's bat), 3211 nucleotides long. It is a transcript of the gene FGFR1OP2, whose product is annotated as FGFR1 oncogene partner 2. Gene Ontology annotation, biological process: response to wounding. NCBI's taxonomy places the organism in Eukaryota, Metazoa, Chordata, Mammalia, Chiroptera, Vespertilionidae. The coding region runs from base 268 to 1059 and encodes 263 amino acids. The transcript has 7 exons. The record is from RefSeq and is a predicted model, not a curated record.